CGUAGUUCCAAAUGGAAAUCAGUUAAAAGCUUAGAGAUAAAGAGACUGGAUAUAUGUUGUCGCAAGACAUGUCGGAUAACAUCAAGAAGCACUCUAGACAUCUCCUGUGUAAUUCCAUUGCUGGCCAACAACGUCGAGCUCACCAUCUAUGUUUUCUUGUCCGAAACAGAGCCGCAGGAAUUCAAUUUUGUCCGUCUGAAAAGAAAAGAAGCUUUAAAACUUGUUCAUCAACAAAAUCCACACAUCCCUGAUGCAACCAGGUCCUUCGAUACUAGUCCCACUGGCUUCGACGACUCUAAACACCAACUGCGAUCCAUCAACGGAAUGCCAUCAUCAUGUGGAGACCUACAGAUGCUAGGCCACACUUUAAAUGGACUUUAUUCAAUUAGAGGACUUCGGGAAGUUGAAACGGUCUACUGUGACUUCAACAAGCCACUAAAUGAUCCAGGUUUCCAGACGAGGAUUGGCUAUCAAAAUAUUAAGACAAGACCAGUAUACUUUAACGUAAGGAAAACCAAAAAAUUUUCGACAGAGAACACCCCAAUUCCGUUUGAUCGCGCAAUCCUUAACGAUGGAGGAGCCAUGAAUUUAGAAACUGGGAUAUUCACAGCACCAGUUGCAGGAAUUUACUUUUUUUCUUUUACGGGACUCGUGCAAUUUGAGGUGACUUCAGCUGGAAGUCUAAGUGCACUAUGGAUAAUGCUUUACAGAAAUAAUCAGCUAGUAGCACGCAGCCAGAUAAACGAAGUCAACCCCGUUACAAACCCUAAUUAUCUAAGUCCAAUAACCUUUCAAUCAACUCUGAAGUUGAACGCCACAGAUGAAGUCUGGGUGGAGAUUAAAAGGGAUAUUGUAUUUGGCGUUUUAUUCGACGACGGUGAUACCUAUUGCACGAACUUUAACGGGUGGCUUUUAGAGGAAGAAAUUUAA
This is a messenger RNA of Daphnia carinata, 930 nucleotides long. Its product is annotated as EMILIN-1-like. Lineage: Eukaryota; Metazoa; Arthropoda; Branchiopoda; Diplostraca; Daphniidae. The transcript is spliced from 3 exons. Gene Ontology annotation, molecular function: protein binding. The record is from RefSeq and is a predicted model, not a curated record. The annotation marks the transcript as partial.